Messenger RNA from Quercus lobata, 1211 nucleotides. RefSeq names its product non-specific lipid transfer protein GPI-anchored 2-like. The record is from RefSeq and is a predicted model, not a curated record. Gene Ontology annotation, molecular function: lipid binding. Gene Ontology annotation, biological process: lipid transport. The transcript is spliced from 5 exons. Lineage: Eukaryota; Viridiplantae; Streptophyta; Magnoliopsida; Fagales; Fagaceae. The coding region runs from base 166 to 1008 and encodes 280 amino acids.
AACUAAAAUCCAUAUCUCACUAUCCUGAAUAUUGUUCACAGAGUUCAUCUAUCCUCACUUAUAGACAUUUCAGGCAGUCAAAAAUUCCAACAUUAGUAAAUUGCUUUUAAAGGAAUUGAAAAGGGUCUAGUCCUGGUCCUGGUGGCCAUGUUAUAGAGUGGAGCCAUGGCUCAGUCAGGUUGCACAAGUGUGCUCUCCAACCUGGCCCCAUGCCUUAACUACAUAACUGGAAAUUCAUCGACCCCAUCAUCAUCAUGUUGCUCACAGCUCUCUAAUGUUGUUCAAUCAUCCCCACAGUGCCUUUGCACUGCCCUUAAUGGUGGUGCUGCCUCAUUGGGUAUUAAUAUAAACAAAACUCGAGCUCUGUCACUACCUAGUGCUUGUAAUGUGCAAACUCCACCCAUUAGCCAGUGUAAAGGUGCCAACGGAACUCCACCAGUUGGUUCUCCAGCAGAUUCUUCUGAUGAAACACCUGCAGGUGCAACUACCACUUCAGCAUCGGGCAUUCCUUCAGAUAAAAGAAUGCAGAUGGUUCUAGCUUUUGUCCUUGUGGCAGCUCUAUGUGGAGGAUCAAUGGCUCAACCGAGUUCAAGUUGCACCAAUGUGAUCAUUAGCAUGUCUCCAUGCCUAAAUUAUAUAACAGGAAACUCCUCCACCCCCUCUUCUUCAUGCUGUACACAGCUUGCUAGUGUGGUCAGGUCACAGCCACAGUGCCUGUGUGAUGUCCUUAAUGGUGGUGCCUCAUCUCUCGGUAUCAACGUUAAUCAGACUCAGGCUAUGGUACUUCCUGGUGCUUGCAAUGUCCAGACUCCCCCUAUUAGCCAAUGCAAUGCUUCAUCUCCAGCAAACUCUCCUGCAGGAACACCAUCUUCUUCAGGAAAUGGAUCUAAGACAGUACCGUCAACUGGUGGGGACACAUCAGAUGGGAAAACUACCGAAUUGACAUCUUCUCUGCUUCUCUUCAUAGUUUUCAUAGCAUCAUAUGCUUUGACUUUCACCAUCAUCUGAGCUAUAUUACUGUGUUUCUAAUCUACUAUCACCAUACAUAUAUAGGAGUGUUGUAAUCUUAUAUGAUUUUUUGGUAUGUUCCUUUGGUCAAAGGCAGCAUAUCAUUAUACUCUUCUUUUUUUCUUUCUUUUUUUUCGGAGUUGGAUUCAUUUUAUUCCCAUUUUGGAAUAAAUUUUGUAUGAAUGUGGAGAAAUCCAUUGCAU